CACUUUCAAUCCUCAUUGGCCUGGGAGUCACGUGGUGGGGCCAAUGCGUGGAUAAUUAUGGUGCUGAUAUUUUUCCCUAAAAAAAAGAUGUCAGCCUCUGGCUGUAGUAUUCCUCUUUAAAAACCCUCUCUGAAAAUGUCAUGUCCCAGCAAUGUGACUCCUAACUCGUUUUUGAUGGACUCGUUGGCCGGUAGCUGCAGAGGAGAGAAUUAUUCCUCCAACCAAGGGAUGUAUAUGCAGUCUGGGAGCGAUUUCAGCUGUGGGAUGAUGAGAAACUGUGGGAUUGUCCCGUCUCUUUCCAAAAGAGACGAGGUGAAUAAUCCCAGCCUGUCUCUCAACACCUAUCCAUCUUACCUAUCUCAACUGGACAAUUGGUGUGAACCCAAAAAUACAUACAGGAUUGAGCAACCUGUUGCAAGGCAGCUUUCUUCAUGCUCUUUCCCAACCAAUGUCAAGGAGGAAAAUGUUUGCUGCAUGUACAGUGCUGACAAAAGGGCUAAAAAUGCCACAGAGGCUGCACUUUACCCAAAUCAGAUGCCCGAGUCUCGCUCAAGUGACCAUGAAGUUCCUGUUCCCAGCUAUUAUCGAGCCAGCCAAGGUUACCCCAUGGAGAAAACCCACAACCCAGGCGAGUUUGAGACAAGUUUUGAGAACAGGACGAAUCUGAACCCAAGGAAUGAGCUAUUGGAGCAGCAGGCGGGGGGCAAGGUGGGCUUCCCCGAAAAUACAAAGACAGACAACCAGAACCUGGCAACAAACCUUAGCACUAACUCCAACAAUGCCAGUGCCAGUGACAUCAAGACAGAGAAGAGCCUUCCAGCAGCCAAAUUACCACCAUCCGAAGGGGACAAGGAGAUUGGAAAAAACACUGAUACAAGCACUGACAACUCUGACAACGAAGCCAAAGAGGAUAUAAAGGCAGAAAACGCUACAGGAAAUUGGCUGACAGCUAAGAGCGGAAGAAAGAAAAGAUGUCCUUACACUAAGCACCAGACGCUGGAACUGGAGAAGGAGUUCUUGUUUAAUAUGUAUUUGACCCGUGAGCGCCGCCUAGAGAUUAGUAAGAGUAUCAACCUAACAGACAGACAAGUGAAAAUCUGGUUUCAAAACCGCAGGAUGAAACUGAAGAAAAUGAACAGGGAGAACCGAAUUCGAGAACUGACCUCCAAUUUUAAUUUUACUUGAGCUCCCCCCAAAACAAACAACAAUACAAAGGAAAAUAUGCUCCCCAAAAAAAGCUAAGCAGAAAAAUUAGUAGAAUAAAAACAACUUCAACAUGUACGUUUUAUAGGUCAAUAAUGCAAUGCAUAUACAUACUAAAGCAACUUGGCUAGGUAGCCUUUCUGUUAUUUUCAGUAUUAACAGUUUGUAGAUAAAAUAAAAUAUGCAAAAAAGUAUCAUGCAUGAAAAUAUAUAUAUUGCACCCCUGUUUCUAUGUAAAGAUGGCCAUUGAGCCAGCUAUUGAAAUGUUAUUUCUAAGUUAUUUACGUCCAGCACAAAUCAAGAGACCUUUUUAUUAUCUUUCUGUUGGCAAAUUUUGUGUUAGAGGAAACAUAUGCGUUUAAAGUUUGCUUUCUGACAUUAAUGUAUCCUGUAUAUUGUAUCUCGAAGCAAAACGACAAAUGGAUUUAAAAUGUUUAUACAUGAACAGUUGAAGUGAAACUAUGGACAUUCUAUAUAAAUAUUAUCUUAUAUAAAUCUUAUGCAGUGUCUUUAACUGGUUUACUGCAUAUUUAAGAAAAGGAUUUAAACAAAUCAGUAUUGAUAAUCCUUAAAAAAAAACAUUUCUUGUGUCUGUUAUUUAAAUACACUAUGUAUGUGUAAUUCUGUGCAUGUAUUUUAACCCUUUGUGGAGAAAAAAUAAAUUUCAUAGAACUG
Messenger RNA from Spea bombifrons (plains spadefoot toad), 1878 nucleotides. RefSeq names its product homeobox C10 (gene HOXC10). Gene Ontology annotation, cellular component: nucleus. The record is from RefSeq and is a predicted model, not a curated record. Gene Ontology annotation, molecular function: DNA-binding transcription factor activity, RNA polymerase II-specific; RNA polymerase II cis-regulatory region sequence-specific DNA binding. NCBI's taxonomy places the organism in Eukaryota, Metazoa, Chordata, Amphibia, Anura, Pelobatidae. The transcript has 2 exons. Bases 136 to 1185 code for a protein of 349 amino acids. Gene Ontology annotation, biological process: regulation of transcription by RNA polymerase II.